CAUUUGAGCUUAUUUCGCUUGGCUUUCGCUUGUAUCAUCGUCAUUGAGACCUCAAUCAUGGUGGCAGUCGUCGCUAAACAACGACUUUCGUGGUUGCAGCCCCGCACCGUUGGAGAUGUUAAAGAGGAAGAGAAGGGGGCUAAGGCGCGCCGGUGUAGCGACGAGUACAAAUUUGUGGCUCCAAGCUUGGAGGACGGGAAAACCAAAAGGAACAACACAUCCAGCAACAUUAUCGACGCCAAUACCAAAACCGCUAAUGUCGACACUCGGGGAUGGCAGCGAUUUUUCGGUCCCAGGAGACAGAAGAAUGGAGAAGGCAAUGGCGACUGGAUUCCUUCAGUGGCGGGUCUCGUCAAAGCCGGUGACGAAGGCGUGUACACAUCAGCCUUGUUCCACCAGUCGCAUCAACACUAUCCGAAUUCUGAGAUGCCUGUUGAGGAAUUUUACGAACUUCUUGCGACUCAGUUGCGCAGUCGUCCACUUUCCGAGAGAACAAACUAUCCUCCAGAGAUUUUCAAAUUCCUAGCGUCGUCCAAGAAGAUACAACGCUCAAGAUCGAUGCGCGCAUCAAGAGACGGGCGACGACCUGUCAUCUCACCUCCAAGUCCAGCAACCCGUGCAUCGCUUGAUCUGUCAGAGGUCACGUUGUCGCUGACGCGCUCGCUCUCCAAAAAAUCAUCUACAGCGUCUCCAUCUGCUGCAUACGAAAGUGGCGUGGGUUCUAGCACAGCAUCGUCUAAUAAUCCCAAACACGAGUUAUGGGCUCGAGAUAUCCAGAAAUCUGUACAGAAUGAAGGGCUUUCUGGCGUGGCAGUGUCAUCCGCUGAACUUGCAGCCCUCUCCAUUAUCCUUGGAAGCCCUGUUUUACCCACCAUCACACCACGACCAUCCACUCCACAAUCCCAAGAACAGAAGAGCAUGCGCAAAGGCGCCUACGGCAUCACCAUUUCAAGCAUACCCCUAGAAGACGGCAUGCACAGCAUAACCCUCCACCGCCAGCCUCUCAGCAUCACGCAACGCACUACCACCCGCGCCUCCGUAACCUCGACCCUCUAUUCUAAACAUAUGGCGUGCAGCUGUAUCCCUCUUUCCCAAUCCUUAUUCCCUGAUACGAUACCCACCACUUCCACCGCAUCUACUCCAACAUUAUCAACCCUCCAAAUCACGCCAUCCACCCUCCACGCUUUACGAACAAAGUCCGCCCUCCCAGUCCCACCCCCUACAUCCCCUCAAAAAGCAUACCUCGAGUCCCUCCCCAACGCACGAAUCCCGAGCAUUCAAUCAUACACCCUACCCGACCUCCUCCGCAGCAUCGCAUCACUACCAUUCGCUUCUACCGGCGGUCUCCCUCCACUCGCUGCAUCCUCCGUGAUAGAUGCCAUCCUCCUCGUCGCCGGCGGCGGUCACGAAACAGGGCGUCUACUAGCUAGACUAGAAGCCCUCAUCGACAAAGUGCACCGUUUCCACGGAGGCGCCGAAGACACUGCUUUCGGCGCACUGUAUGAGCGUCGGAAUGCUGCUGUCGCGUUUCGAGAGCAGGGUAGACUGGGGAAAUCUGCAUCUUCCAAAAAGAAGAAGGGGGUAGAAGAUGAGGAAGAGGAAGAGGAAGAGAUGGUUACCGCGACAGCGCGAGUGGCGCGGUAUACGAUGUUACUCGACCGUCUUAUCGAUCUGAUGGGAUCAUCAUCUCCCUCUCAAACCCCUACUUCGCCUUCUUUCUUUAACGGGACGGCGGGCGCGUUGGGUGCCGCGUCAACGAGGGAGAAAGCCAUGAUGAAGAGGAAGAAAGAGAAAGUAGGUGUGGUGGUGGACGCGACGUUCCGCGAGUUGCUGGAGUGUUAUAUGGGCGUCCCUACUACAUCUGUCGCCGGUGUUGACGGUGCCGCGACAUCAGCGACUACAACAGCAGUAGCAUCAGUGCUACCGUGCUCUUCUCUACAAACUCAGCAACAGCACUCAAACAAAGCACAACCGCAAGCACGGCCCCUACCUCCAUCGCCGCCUCUGACCCCAACAAAACUCUCCCCCGUGAACUCGGCUUCCAAAACGCCCAAACUCGAUCUUACCAAGGCGAAGAAGAAAAUGGAUUCAGCGAAACUCAGAACAGCGAAUACCCUCGCUGUAGAUAUCGAAGAGCUGCUAAGACAGCCGCUUCCGUUUUCCGCGCAGCAGGUUGCGAGGGUUGCAAAGUGUGUGUUGGUUGCUUGGGCGAGUGGUUGUGUGAAAAGGGUACGGUGGGAUGGCGAUAACGAUGGAGAUGGUCAUGGCUUGAAGGGUUCUGGGGUGAGAUUGGGGGAAAGGGGCGUCGUUGUUUGA
This is a messenger RNA of Periconia digitata, 2316 nucleotides long. The record is from the annotation of a GenBank genome assembly. NCBI's taxonomy places the organism in Eukaryota, Fungi, Ascomycota, Dothideomycetes, Pleosporales, Periconiaceae.